Trichoderma citrinoviride is the source of this 1266-nucleotide messenger RNA. RefSeq names its product FAD/NAD(P)-binding domain-containing protein. NCBI's taxonomy places the organism in Eukaryota, Fungi, Ascomycota, Sordariomycetes, Hypocreales, Hypocreaceae. Bases 1 to 1266 code for a protein of 421 amino acids. The record is from RefSeq and is a predicted model, not a curated record. Gene Ontology annotation, molecular function: FAD binding; monooxygenase activity. The transcript is spliced from 2 exons. Gene Ontology annotation, biological process: secondary metabolite biosynthetic process.
AUGAAAGUCAUCAUCAUUGGCGCCGGUCUAGGUGGCCUCACCGCUGCUUUUGCCUUUGCAAAAGCCGGCCAUGACGUCCAAGUCCUCGAACGCAGCCCAAAGUUGAAUCCCACGGGAGGCGGCAUCAGCGUCAGGCCGAGCGCAAGCAAAGUCAUCCAGGGCUGGGGUCUCCAGAAAGCCCUCGAGCAGAUCUGCGACCGAUCUCCGUCCGUCACCUACCGCGAGCUCAAGACUGGAGAGGUCCGGACCACCGUCGUCGACUCGUUUGAACAUGCCGACUGGGGGACCACGCGGAGGGCCAUGGUCAAGCUGCUCCAUCAUGUGGCAACCGAGGCCGGAGCACAGAUUCGAUUCAGCGCAAACGUGGCGCGCGUUUCCGACGACGCAGCAAAGGCGACAGUAACGCUCGAGAGCGGACAGGAGAUUGUGGCCGACAUAAUCCUGGCGGCGGAUGGCAUCAAGUCGCACACUCGGCGGACCGUGCUGUCAGACGUGGGCUCUCCCGAGCAAUGGGACCCAAUUGUCGACAACACCACGUUCUACAGCUUCGACAUGGCGGUGUCCGAGCUGACCGACGACCCGACCUCGAUGAAGCUGACGGAAAACUCAAACAUCACGACCUGGAAGGGCGACGGCGGCUUCGCGGUGACGCGGUACAGCUCUCGGUUCGGGCGCGUCGGGCUGCUGUUUGCCAUCCAGGGCGAAACAGACCAGAAGAGCCUGUGGGACGAAAAGGGCGACAUUGAGUACGUGCGGCGCUUCUUCUCGGGCGUGUGCAGCGACAUGGUCAAGGCUCUCAGCAUAGCAAAGACGUGCGACCGCUGGCGGAUUGCCGAGGUGCCCAACCUGCCACGCUGGUCCAGCCAGGCGGGCAGGAUCGUGCUGCUGGGCGAUGCCGCUCACGCGAUGCACCCCAACGCGGCGCAGGGCUACUCGACCAUCAUCGAGGACAUUGGCGUGCUGCAGUUCCUCUUCUCCAGCCUUCCGGGGUCGACUGUCCCGGAGAUUGUGAGCGUCUGGCAGGCCAUUUGCAAGCCCAGGGCGGAGCGAGUCAAGGAGUUUUCGCGGUGGAACACGAAGCAUCUGUCGGGGAAGACGGAGCAUGCCAUUGGCGUCUCGCACGCAGACAGCCUGCUGGACAGUGUUGUGCCGGACAGGAAUGCCGAUUUCAGCAGUCUGGAGUUUUGGAAGUGGAAUGUCGAGUACGAUGCCGUUGGCGAGGCAAAAAGAUACCUUGAGAAGAAGACGACUCCUUCUAAGCUGUAG